Molecule: messenger RNA, 702 nt
Organism: Rhizopus microsporus ATCC 52813
Lineage: Eukaryota; Fungi; Mucoromycota; Mucoromycetes; Mucorales; Rhizopodaceae
Exons: 5
Coding region: 1-702 (233 amino acids)
Source: RefSeq, a predicted model, not a curated record
AUGACAGGAACAAAAUUCGUAUUGACAAGUCUUAGCUUCACGGAAAUUAUCCUCGCAGCCAGCGAUGCCAUUGCAACAGACAACCGAAGUCAACAAGAUAAAAUCAAGCUCGCUCAAGUCGGUCGAUGGGUGCCCUUCAUCUUCCAUCAUGCUAAAAAUAAGUCAUACAGUACAUGGGAGAGUCCCGCUGAUGACUUCAUUACGACAGCUUGCUCAAUAAAUCAAACCGAUAGUACGACGUUGAUCGAACAUAUCAAGGCCACAUCUGAGGCUGCUAAAAUCCUUUCAACAACACGCCAUUCUGAACUGACCAAACAGCAAUGUAACAUUUUAAAUCAGGAUUGGCUUCAAUACCCGCAAUUACGGUAUUAUGGUUCGCAGUUAUUAGCUGGAUCGAUACUGGUUCAAGAUCAAGCUGCUAUCUUGCUCAAUACUAUUGAACCAUAUUCUCGAGAUUCACUCCUUGAUGCACAUUAUGAACGAAGAUCUAGCGGAUCAGCAUCUUCCUUCCCUUCAGUCCCCAGUCAAUAUGAAAAUUUGUCAAUACUCUUACUUUCCACAGCAGGUGGCGAAAAGCUUGUCAUUGGCACGCGCUUGCAAUUUCCUCAUUACGUCAAGCAUUCGCCUCGACAAACAAUCGGGAGGUGGGGAGGCAUGGACCAAGCGGCUAUACACAUAAAUUACAGGUCAUCCAAGAUGUGA